AUGGCGCCAGCCAAGUCAAUUAAGAAGACUGCCUCGGACAGCGACAGCAGUUCGAGCAGCAGAUUGACAUCGCCCGAACCAACAAAGAAGUCGGAAUCGGAUCGCGAGACUGAAGAUUCGCCAAGCUCAGGUUCUGAGUCGGAAGAUUCGGCCAGCUCCGAUUCUGCAAGUGUCCCUUCGCCCCCAGAGAUCAAGGCUUCCAAUAUCUCAUCUUCAAACGACUCCCUUUACCCAAGACCUCCCUACAAGCCACCAUCAGGCUUCAAACCUGCGAAGAGGCAAUUACCGCCAUCUUCUACCACAUCCUCCCUCCUUUCCGACCUUCGCGGCAAACAAAUCUUCCACAUCACUGCGCCCGCCUUCCUCCCUCUCUCCAAAGUCAAAGAGGUGUCGCUGGCGAAGAUCUUACAAGGGGAGCCAGUACUUAAGCACGAGGGCGUGCAAUAUGGUAUCCCACCCGAAAACAUUGGUCAGGGCGACUUGGGUGGGAAGAGUCUCCUCCUAUACGAUUCGAAGACGCAGACAUACUACAGCGCACCUGCCACUACCAUGCCUACGUAUCAUGUACAAGAAAUGAUCGACCUCCCUAAAAGCUUAGGGACCGACGAUGCAGUAUUGGCAGCAGCACAGGCUCAGAUCAAACCACCAAGGAAGCAGCCGAAACAUUUGAAGAUGCGGUUUCGCCCAGUCGGUAGUGGAGAGGGUCCACCAGAGACGAUCGGUUCGGGUUCGGAAGAGUCCGAGGGAGAGGGAAAGCCAACUUUCAAGUUUCCCAAAGAAUCAAAGUCCGAUCGCGAGGAAAGAAAACGGAAGCACGCCGAAGAAGUGGAAGGAUCCCAGUCGGGUGGCUUGCCCAGGAAGAAGUCCAAGAAACAAUCGGUCCAUGCAUCCCAGAUGGAGAUUGAUGAGAAAGCCGAACAGGAUAAGUCCAAGAAAUCAAGCAAAAAGCGAGAUGAGAAGAAACGGAAGAAGGAGAAGGCCUGA
Messenger RNA from Aspergillus viridinutans, 984 nucleotides. Its product is annotated as DNA-directed RNA polymerase I subunit RPA34. The transcript is spliced from 2 exons. Gene Ontology annotation, biological process: transcription by RNA polymerase I. The coding region runs from base 1 to 984 and encodes 327 amino acids. Lineage: Eukaryota; Fungi; Ascomycota; Eurotiomycetes; Eurotiales; Aspergillaceae. The record is from RefSeq and is a predicted model, not a curated record.